CCAGUCAACCACAAUUUAAACUCUGGCUCUAAGAUUGUCAACAAAAAGUUUUUUAGUCGCAGCAGUGUCAUGUUGGACGGUAAAAAAGCAGAGUGCCGAGGUAAAAAGAUUAUAAACAAAUUCACAGAAGAGGAAAUGUCUUCUUUACAGAAACAGAUUUAUUAUUCAGAUAAAUACACAGAUGACGAAUACGAGUACAGACAUGUUCUUUUACCAAAAGAAAUAGCCAAAUUGGUUCCCAAAACACAUCUCAUGUCAGAGACUGAGUGGCGGAGUAUUGGUGUUCAACAAAGUCACGGCUGGGUUCAUUACAUGCGGCACGAUCCAGAACCCCAUGUGCUUUUGUUCAGGCGAAAAUUACCUGAUAAAUAAUGAUCUAAUUGUAAAGGAUUAUACCCUGAAGAAAACAUUACAAUUUCAGAAGCACUUUAUUUCCACUAAAUCUGCUGUGAGUGAAAUGACAAUUUUCAAAACUGUUGUGGAUUACAGUGUUAUUCUUUUGAGGAACUUGUUGGUCUGCUGUUUGAUGCAAUAAUAAACUUUGUAAAUAUUCUUUGACUGGAUAAAUUGUACAAUAAGUGAAAGAAACUCCAUAUACCUCUGUGUUCACAGUUUGAUUUUAUUUUAAAUGGUAAGACUGAACAUGUCAAAAAAUUAACUUAAAAAAAAAGAGUAGGAAGUUUUUUUUAUUCUAGACUUUUUUUUUUUACUCUGUGUAUAGAGGAACCUGUAUGAAAAUGGCUGAAACAAAGCUGUGACAUCUAUUUCUUGUAUUGCACUAGGUGCUAUACCAAUUUUUAAUAUUGGAUAGGUAGUUUUGAACAGCAGAUGUUAUAUGUACAAUACAAUCAUGUAUUUGCCAAAAAAUGGAAGGUUUAUAAAUGUUUAUCUGCUUUUCAGUAGAAUGGGUAUAGUCCAUAACACUAUUUGAUAUGUUCUCUGGUUGGUAGUGUAUACUGUUAUUAUAUUAUCUUUUUACAUUGUUUAAAAAAGUGAACACUUGAUCUAUUUGUUGUGUUAGUUCAUAUGAAUUAACAUUAUGGUAUAUUUCAUUAAAUUAAACACUAUAAAACGUU
This is a messenger RNA of Biomphalaria glabrata, 1076 nucleotides long. Its product is annotated as cyclin-dependent kinases regulatory subunit-like. Bases 70 to 372 code for a protein of 100 amino acids. Gene Ontology annotation, cellular component: cyclin-dependent protein kinase holoenzyme complex; SCF ubiquitin ligase complex. Gene Ontology annotation, biological process: regulation of mitotic cell cycle. The record is from RefSeq and is a predicted model, not a curated record. Lineage: Eukaryota; Metazoa; Mollusca; Gastropoda; Planorbidae. The transcript is spliced from 3 exons. Gene Ontology annotation, molecular function: ubiquitin binding; histone binding; protein kinase binding.